UCUGUUCGAAAUUUUUAUUUUUUUUGCCAAGCAAGGAAUUCCACAUUCAAUUGAAGAACUUGAAAAGAAAAGCAAAAUAAAAGGAUAUAUAUUUUCUACACAUCGCUUAAAUGUUUUUUUGUGCUCCGUGCAGUUGAGAUGCUGUUUAUAAGUUUUUGAUGUUUUGUUAUUCCUACUCCCUCAAUGUACCCAUUACAUUACCACUCGACGCUUGGAGGUGUCAUUGCUAUAUAAAUUUAUCUAUUUCUUAUUUAUAAAUCUAUAAUAUGUAUUGAUAUAGUAUGUAGUAAAUUUUUGUGUAUAUGUUUAAGUGUCACACGAAUAUAGAAUUUAGCAACACAUAUACGUUAUGAUCAUUGUUCCUAUAUGGUACAUUAUUUCAAUCGUUCCGUUAUCAGCAAACUUGGCGCAGUGUUUCAGUGUUAUCUAAAAUUACCAAAAGUGGUAAUAGACAAUACAAUCACAGGUAUAUGCUGAGCAAAUUAUUUCUUGAAUGGCGUAACAUUGUAUGAAUGAAGCACGAUUCUGACAAGGUCGACUGGCAUCUGAGGGCAAAGAAAAUAGAAUUGAAGUUACUCGUAUUGCUUUUGGAAUCCAACCGAUAAGAAGCUAAAAAUAAAAUGAGAUACUGCCGACUAGAGAUACUACUGAAAUUUUUUGGAAGUGCUUAUUAUUAUUAUUUCUUAUUGAUGAGUAAAAACGUAUUGCAAGACUGAAAUACUGAAAUCCAAGUACGAAGUUCAUUCAAAUAGUCUGGCAAUACGUUGUACAUUGCAAAAUAGUUUUACGAGUUUUCGUAUUCUAUUCAGCUUUAAUCUAUCGGACGAAACAUUUGCAUUUAUUGUCUGGCUCGAUUAUAUUACACUAAAAUUUGAGCUAUCUCGGGGGCUAAGUAUAACAUUCCGUUUCGAAUACUAUUUCAAACACAAUCAGUACUUUAAAACUUUGCAUUUUCUUGAAGAUAGCGACAGAGAUGUGAAUAUAAGGAUUGUACCGAAAAGAAACUGCAUACAAUGUUUUAUUUGUAACGUAACGGAUUUUAUUAAUUUUUGCUUCUAACUUUUUUUAAUAACAAAUAGAAGAGUUUUUAUCCAAUUUGAAUUAAAACUAGUAAGUAAAAAAAAUUAUUCACUCGACUUGCCUUAAGCCAGUGUUUUUUUUAAUUCGUCGACGUUUUCGGCAACUCGAUGAUCUUUGUCCAAGUUUCGUUUGACAAUUGCCCAAUACUUCUCUAUCGGGCGAAAUUCUGGAGCGUUUGAAGGGUUCUCCUCUUUUUUAACCAAAUUGACAUUGUUAUCCUUCAACAAAGCCAAAGUGGAACGAGCGUAGUGCACAGUAGCUAAAUCGGGCCAAAAUAAUGUUGACACAAUGGGUUUUGUUAUAAAAUCGUAUUAGGCAACAGUUUAGACACUAAUUCUUAUAAUUGUCGGCCGAUAUAGUACCCUUUGUGAAAAAUGGAGUGGUCUUAAGGCUGCAAGAGCAAAUAUCCUGACGGAUGAGUAUUUUCUCGCCAAAUUUUUCUAUUUGAACUGUUGAGACCGACUGGUCGACAGUACCAUCUUGUGGUUUUGUAUAGAAUUGGGGACCUACAUUACGUUCUUGAGUCCAUUUUUACCAUUAUAACACACUCAACAGAAUCUUUUAGCAAACAUCCGUACAACUUCCGUAGCCUUGUUUUCCCUAUUGUUAUUUGACGUUGACUUUUUUGGGAAUCUUUUGUUUUUUAUAAGUUUUUAAAUUAUUUCUUUGCUUCUUUCUUUGAAUCAUAGUAGCACUGGAUUUAGCUUUUUUUGUUUGGGUUUAUUAAGGCCAACACCUUUGCUUCAAGAUUUGGAUCACUAGGGCCCACCUUUUUAUAUAUAUUUAAGAGAACAGGUCUCAUUGAACUUAAUUAUAAUAUUUUUUACACCAUUUACACUGACUUUAAACCGUUUUGCUAGCUUUCUGUAUGAAAUAUUUUUUUCAGUGCAGUAAUUGUGCACAAUUUGCCUAGGCACGUGCUCUGUGAUUCGAGCCAUCGCGAUGAUAUUACAAAUUACGGAGAAAGAAAAAACAAUAGAAGCAGGACCGAUCGCGGUUUCUAACGGGAUCAAACGGCUACUUCAUGAGAAAAUUGAAUUGAAAGCAUGCAUUUUCUUUUCGGUACAGUCCUUACUUAGAUGUGCACUUCUUUAAAUAGACGCUGCUGAUUAAAAAGUUUUGAAAAUGCAAGUACAUAUGUGCGAUCACAGAUGUUCAUGUAAAACAAUAAAAUAUUUUUAUCAUGCGGAAAAUAACAAGCCAAGCAACUACAUAACAAUUUAGUUAAUGGCUUCGACAAUGAUCGCACCGAAAACACUUGGCAACGAUUUUAGUUCCAUUUGAACUGCAUAACAAAAAUGUCAGAGCAGAGAGGGAACAUAGCACAGAUAGAACAAAAGAAAUGUCUACGUUUUUACCGUCGUCUCGCCUUUGUGACUAUAGAAAUUGCAUUAAUAGCGGCAUUUUUGAGUUAUAGACACAAUAUCACUAGUUUGGAGCAAGUAAGUUGGUUACACGAAGAAAAAGUAUUCGCAGAAAAUGCCACGCAAAAUAAUACAGACUUAGCGGAGCUGUUAUAUAAAGAAGUACGUAUACUUUGCUGGAUUAUGACCACGCCGAAGAAUCACAGAACCAGGGCAAUACAUAUAAAGCGUACAUGGGGAAAACAUUGCAACCGGCUUUUGUUCGUCACCUCGGAAGAUGACGAAGAGUUGGGCGAGACUGUAGUUAUUAGCGAAGUGGAAGAUAAAUACGAGGUCUUAUGGCCCAAAAUGAGAAUAGCAUUCGAGCGAAUUUACGAAAAGUAUGCUAAUGAGACAGAUUGGUUCUUCAAGGCUGAUGAUGAUGCUUACGCCUACAUUGAAAACAUGCGCUAUUUUCUAUAUGCAUAUAGUCCGGAUAUGCCGAUUUACUUUGGAUAUAACUUAUUAUAUGGCGGACGAAAAGAUGAGGUCUAUAUGUCUGGUGGUAGUGGCUUUGUUUCAAGUCGGGAAGCAGUGCGACUUUUCGUCGAAUCGGCCAUUGUUAAUAAAAGUGGUUGUGAUAUUAAUAAUCACUAUAAUCCUGAUGAUGUGGCUAUAGGUGAAUGCUUUCGUGCUGUGGAUGUGAUCGCUGGUGAUUCGCGCGAUGUGCAUGGCGAAGCACGCUUUUAUUUAUUCGCGCCGUUUAUGGUACUUAUGCCUGAGUUGAUAAAUGAACCAAAUUGGUAUUUCAAUUAUAGCUUCUAUAAUCCACGUUCGUGCAGAGAUUGUCUUGCAAAAUAUCCAAUGGCCUUUCAUUAUAUUUCUCCAGCAGACAUGUAUCUUUCUGAAUUUUUUAGCUACGAAUUUUGGACGAUAGACUUGCCGAAUGAACCGGAGGAGGUUUUACCUAAGAAACUAAAUUGGGACGAAGUAGUCGUGUUGGAAACUGAUAAUAUUUGGAAUACUCCAUAAUAUAUGAGUAAAGGGCGCUUAAGGUGCAAAUUGAAAUAAAUAUAAUAAUAGUAAGAAUCAGAAAAAAGAGUGUUUAAACUGGGGGCAGCUCACAGUUGGAUGCAUUUAAUAUAAAUAUUUUGAGUUCAA
Messenger RNA from Bactrocera neohumeralis, 3584 nucleotides. RefSeq names its product glycoprotein-N-acetylgalactosamine 3-beta-galactosyltransferase 1-like. The transcript is spliced from 4 exons. The coding region runs from base 2379 to 3455 and encodes 358 amino acids. Gene Ontology annotation, molecular function: N-acetylgalactosaminide beta-1,3-galactosyltransferase activity. Gene Ontology annotation, cellular component: membrane. Lineage: Eukaryota; Metazoa; Arthropoda; Insecta; Diptera; Tephritidae. The record is from RefSeq and is a predicted model, not a curated record.